AUGAGACUGCUCUUCAUCCCGCUUCUGGUCUCCUUCACCUUCCUCGCGGCACAUGCAACGAGUGCAGAGACGAGUCAGACGACCCAAACCGAGCAAAGCAGAAACCCCGGCCCGGUCCCCUACCGGGUGCAGAAACCACCCCUGGACACGCCAUGGACCUACACGGUCGGCACCAACCCCUGGCCGCAACACCCGCGCCCCCAGCUCCGCCGCGACGACGCCUGGCAGAACCUCAACGGAAUCUGGACCUACCAGCCCGCCGCUUCCGCUUCCGCUUCCGCUGCCCCGGCGACCCCCCCGGCGACCCCCCCGGCGGGCGAGCUCGAGCGGGAGGUGCUGGUCCCUUCCUGCAUCGAGAGCGGGCUGUCGGGGAUCCAGGCGCGGAACGUCACGCGCAUGUGGUUCGCGAGGAAGUUUUCCGUCCCCGCGAGCUGGGAGGGGAGGUCCGUGGUCGUCCACUUCGACGCGGUGGAUUACGAGGCCACUGUCUUUGUGAAUGGCGGCGAGGUCGGGUCUCACGUCGGGGGGUACGAUCGCUUCACUGUCGACGUUACGCGGAGUGUCGAGUUUGGGGGGGAGAAUGACCUGCUGGUGUUUGUCCACGAUCCUACGGACAUGCCCCCCUACGUCAACCCGGUUGGGAAGCAGAAAAGCACGCCUUCACACAUCUGGUACACGCCCUGUUCGGGCAUUUGGCAGACGGUAUGGAUGGAGAGCGUGCCGUCGAACCACAUUACUCGACUCGACAUCUCUGGGGACAUGAACGGGACAGUCACAAUGACAGCCCAUGGCUCAACGAACCAAUCCACACCGGUGGAAGUCUCGGUCCUGGGCCCCAACGGCGGCGUGUUGGCCACGGCAUCCUCCCUCUCGGACGGCCCAUUCUCCUUCGCCGUCCCUUCGCCCAUCCUCUGGUCGCCUUCCUCACCGGCGCUGUACUCGGUUCGAGUGAAAAUGGGCGACGACGAGGUGUCGAGCUACACCGGGUUCCGCAGCAUCUCGAUGGGCGUCGUUGAGGGGGUCAAGCGGCCGAUGCUGAACGGCGAGUUUGUCUUCCUCCUCGGCACGUUGGACCAAGGGUACUGGCCUGACGGGAUUUACACGCCUCCGAGCCACGAGGCCAUGCGGUAUGAUUUGCAGGUGCUCAAGGAGCUGGGGUUCAAUAUGCUCCGCAAGCAUAUCAAAGUCGAACCGGACCUGUUCUACGAGGCUUGCGACCGAAUGGGCAUCAUGGUGGUCCAGGACAUGCCCAGCCUACCGGACGACACGGAGCGGAGGCCGCCCGACGCGAUGCAGCAGGACGAGUUCCAGCGGCAGCUGGAGGCCAUGGUCGACAACCACAAGAGCCAUCCCUCCAUCGUCGCCUGGGUCCUCUUCAACGAGGGCUGGGGCCAGUUGCGGCACCCGCCGUGGUUCGAAGCGCGGCUCACCCCCGUGGUGCGGGCUCUCGACCCGACGCGGUUGAUCAACGCCGUGAGCGGAUGGUUCGACCACGGCUUUGGCGACUUUUCGGACAAUCACCACUACCCGACGCCGCAAUGCGGCACCCCGUUUGCGACGCCGCCCUCGUCGGCAUACGAUGCCAGGCGGAUCGGAUUCCAGGGCGAGUUUGGCGGGAUAGGCCUGAACGUCUCGAUUGAGCACCUCUGGAACGUCCCCGAAGCCAUCGCCACCAUCAACCAGACGUACGAGCUGGCGGCCGACAGAGCGGCCUACAACGCGCGGUCGAGGGAGCUGUUCGGCAUGCUGCGGUCCCAGGUCGAGCAGUACGCCUGCAGCGGCGGCGUGUGGACGCAGACGAGCGACGUCGAGGGCGAGGUCAACGGGCUUCUGACCUACGACAGACGCUUGCUGAGGCCGGAGGUUGCGCAGUGGAAGGAGGACACGCGGAGCGUGUAUGAGGCGGCGGCGGCCCGGGGGGGUUGGGGGGGCGGAGAUGGUCUACGUGGUGGUGUGAGACAUCAGCAGCCUCUUGGAUGA
Molecule: messenger RNA, 1980 nt
Organism: Sodiomyces alkalinus F11
Lineage: Eukaryota; Fungi; Ascomycota; Sordariomycetes; Glomerellales; Plectosphaerellaceae
Product: glycoside hydrolase family 2 protein
Exons: 6
Coding region: 1-1980 (659 amino acids)
Biological process (GO): carbohydrate metabolic process
Molecular function (GO): hydrolase activity, hydrolyzing O-glycosyl compounds
Source: RefSeq, a predicted model, not a curated record